Mangifera indica (mango) is the source of this 2448-nucleotide messenger RNA. Its product is annotated as exocyst complex component EXO70E2. The record is from RefSeq and is a predicted model, not a curated record. Gene Ontology annotation, cellular component: exocyst. The transcript is spliced from 2 exons. Gene Ontology annotation, biological process: exocytosis. NCBI's taxonomy places the organism in Eukaryota, Viridiplantae, Streptophyta, Magnoliopsida, Sapindales, Anacardiaceae. Bases 302 to 2257 code for a protein of 651 amino acids. Gene Ontology annotation, molecular function: phosphatidylinositol-4,5-bisphosphate binding.
UCUCCCUUGUUAUUAUUCUUAUUAUAAUAAUUUCUUUUUCCCAUCUUGGACUUUGCAUUCUUAAUUUGAUUAGUUGUUUACUUGGAUCUUGCUUAAACUUGUUGCUGGUCUUCUCUGGUUUGUAUUGUUUCUGUUAAAACUUUGAAAUCCCUUUUGUAGUUUCAUGCCUUCAGCGUAUUUUAGUUUUGGGAUUGAUUGAUAUCAGUCUCUGCUUUGUAGAUCUGUAUUCUAUUGUUAAUGUGUUCUAAAGAUCCGGACUGAAGUGGGAAUUCAAGGUGUGAAAAGGUAGAAGGCCAUCGCUAUGGAGGACUAUCAAACGAUUAUUCCAGUCAUGGAAAAGGAAGAAAACUUGAUUGCAGCAGCAAAACACCUUGUUGGGGCCCUAAGGUCAAAUAAAAACCUCACAAAGGAUAUGAAGGAAAUGUUGGCAGAUCUUGGCUCUCAAUUGUCCUCCAUGGCAAACAUUGAUGAUGAGAAGGGUGAGGGAGUGAGUGAGAUUGAAGAACAGCUUAAUAUUUUUUCGGAGAAGAUUAUUGGUAGGGAGGAAGAUCAAUCUAUGAUUUGGGACUCAGGCACUGAUGAAGCUUAUGAGUACCUGAAUACCGUGGAUGAAGUCCGAAAACUCAUCGAAAGAUUAGAUAGUUUGUGUUCGAAUGUAGACGGAGAAGAGAAGGAGCUGUUGCGGAGGGCGCAUGAUGUUCUUCAAUUAGCUAUGGCAAGACUUGAGGAAGAAUUCAGACACUUGCUUGUGCAAAACAGGCAACCUUUCGAACCAGAGCUCAUGUCUUUCCGUUUGAGUGAAGAAGAUGUUGUAGAUGAGAACUCAUUUGUUUCUUUUGGCGAUGACUCAAUCGAAGGCUCCCUUCGAAGAGAUAGUAUCAGUAGAACUUCAGAGGACUUCACAGUCGAUUUGGUCAAUCCAGAUGUGAUUACUGAUCUCAGAUGCAUUGCCAAUUUGAUGUUCAUGUCUAAUUAUGAUCAUGAAUGUUGCCAGGCCUAUGUCAGUGCCCGAAAGGACGCCUUGGAAGAAUGUCUCUUCAUUCUUGAACUGGAGAAACUGAGUAUUGAGGAUGUGCUGAAGAUGGAAUGGGCAAACUUGAACUCCAAGAUCAAAAGAUGGGUGUGGGCUAUAAAGAUCUAUGUGCGCAUCUAUCUUGCGAGUGAAAAGUCGCUCAGUGAGCAGAUCUUUGGGGAGUUUGGAUCAAUUCAUUUAUCAUGCUUUGUUGAGGCUUCAAAGACUUCAAUGUUGCAGCUUCUGAAUUUUGGUGAAGCUGUGUCUAUUGGCCCUCACCGUCCGGAGAAGUUGUUUUGCCUUCUUGACAUGUAUGAGGUGCUAGCAGAUCUUCUUCCAGAUAUUCAUGGAAUGUACAUUGAUGAAGUCGGUUCUUCUGUUAGAAUCGAGUAUCAUGACGUUCUACGGAGAUUCACUGAUUCAGUGAGAUCAACAAUUUCAGAAUUUGAGAUUGCCAUUGCAUCAUGCAAAUCAACUAGCCCACUGGCAGGGGGAGGAAUUCACCACCUGACCAAAUAUGUGAUGAAUUACCUCAGAAAUCUGACUGACUAUGGUGAUACCCUCAAUAUGCUUUUGAAGGGUCAUGAUAUAGAAGAUUCUACUUCACAAUCAUCAAACAUGAAUACAAAUGUGGAAGAGGAAGACACAAGUGAAGGUUCUUCAUGCAAUUCUUCGCCAAUGGCUCUCCGUUUCCGGUUUGUUGCCUCAACUCUAGAAUCCAAACUUCAUGAUAAAUCAAAGAUGUACAAGGAUAUUUCACUGCAGCACUUCUUUUUGAUGAACAAUGUACAUUACAUGGCUCAAAAGGUCAUGGAUUCAGAACUUCGGCCAAUUUUUGGCGAUAGCUGGAUUCGAAAGCACAACUGGAAAUUUCAACAGCAUGCCAUGGACUACGAAAGAGCUACUUGGAGCACAACCGUUGCUUUGAUGAGGGAAGAGGGGAAUUCUAGUUCAGAAGUUGUUUCAAAAACCCAACUCAAGGAGAGGUUCAGAAACUUCAAUCUUGCAUUUGAGGAGGUCUACAAAAUACAAACAGCAUGGCACAUCCCAAAUGUUCAGCUUCGAGAAGAUCUGCGAAUUUCAACAUCCCAAAACGUUAUCCAAGCUUACCGCAUUUUUGAGAGCAGACACAGGAAUCACUUAAGUGAUAAACACAUCAAAUAUAGUGCUGAUGAUCUGCAGAAUUACUUGUUAGAUCUCUUUGAGGGAUCCUCAAAAUCCUUGCAUAAUCCAUGUAGGAGGUGAUAGUAGCAAGAUAAAUACAUAAAUCUUUGCAAUUUUUGUUUUCAAAGAAGUUAUAGAUAAGUGGUUCCUGUGCAAUUUCUCCACCUGCUAUGUUCCCUCUUUUUCCUAGUUUCAUUGUAAUUUUUUUCAUAUGCGGCAUUCUUGUACUCUCCUAUGAUAAUAUCGAUUAAGAAUUACGUGAAUUUUGUUCA